Messenger RNA from Didymodactylos carnosus, 2005 nucleotides. NCBI's taxonomy places the organism in Eukaryota, Metazoa, Rotifera, Eurotatoria, Philodinida, Philodinidae. The record is from the annotation of a GenBank genome assembly.
AUGGGUGCUGCCGAAAAUCGUAUGCUAACGGAGAAUCAAGAAAAAAAGAAACUACAACGUCGCUCAAAACGAGAAUCGGCAGUCCAGACAAAAGUAAAUUUACAAUCUCAGCCACUUAGCCUUUCUACAACGCGGGAAACACCGCUUUCUGUUCCAAAUAUUGAAGAAAAUCAGAGAAUUUAUAGUGACACUGUUAUACAAGAAGAUGAGUUUGAAAUAGACCAAUUGUCUGAUGUAUUAUCAAAUUUUUCAACUGAUGAUCUAGAUAAUUCUCACACUAAUGAUGAUAAUGAUGACAACGAUUUCAAAUCAAUGGACUUCGAACCUAUCCUCUCAAAUGAUGAUGAUGCGUCUGAAUUACAACAUUCUUCCCCUCCAUUGCAUCGUUUCACCAAACAGACGAUAGCAGAUGUUAAUCGAUCCCUUCUAACAAUAAUUCGGCGAGGGAGAAUCUCUAAAUCAACAGCCACUGAUCUCCUCAAAUUUAUAUCAUCUAUUCUUCCUCAACCCCACAAUCUUCCCUCUACAUUUGAUAAACUAUUUGCUUCAUUAGAUUGUUCAAAUCAGUUCACACAACAUGUUAAAUGUUCAUCAUGUUAUAGUGAGGUAGUAGAUGAGUGAAUAGUUUUAUUGAAGUAAAAGCCUCAAUUAACAGUAAUUACUCUGUUCUGUGGGCUUUGCUUACAAGUCCUUUUCAGCUCUAAUCCUGAGAAAAAGAUUGAUAUUAUUUACUUAAUUUUAUAAUUGUUUGAGCUGAUCACAAAGUUUCUACUUGUUUCAACUCAUUUUUCGUAGAAUAACUUUCUUCCAUCAGUCACAGCUUAUUUCAUCUAUUCAUAUAGAGAGUAGGCACACUGCACUUUUGUUCAUGGCUACUGAGCGGUUGAUAAAAAAAUCUCCAUCCUGUUUAGGAAAACUUUUUCUGGCGUAUGUUUUCUCUUUAGGAUUAAUCAACCAUUCUCUCGCAUCUGCAACAAAACUGACUCUUUCAUGAGCCUGUUCCCCACUCUCGAAUUUUUUUAUAUUUUUUCUUUCUAGGUUCUUGUACUAACACUGAUUGCAUAAAGGUUAACAUGUCUGACAACAACGAUAAUAUCAAAAUUUACAAUGGAAAUGUCAGUGAAUUACUGGAAAUUUUGGUUCAACGUAACAAAAACGAAAUCCUUUGGUUUCGUCAAAACCAAAAAGAAUUUUCUGAUGACAUUACAAACGGAACACGAUAUCGAAAUGUUCUACGUGGUCUAGGAAGAACAAAUUUUGUCUCUCUGUUAUUGCAUGUCGAUGGUUUACCUCAGAGUUGUAACCGGUCCGGUCCGGGCGUACCGGACCGGUGCCGUACCGGACCGGUUGAGUGAGUUGGACCGGCCGGUUUUCACCGGUUUUUACCGGUUGCACAAAGUUGAAUCUGAACGACAUUUCUCGGUGGCUGGACAAGUUGUUACAGAACAAAGAUCUCAACUGGAUCCGGAAUGUGUAGAGUCACUUGUUGUAUUAAAAGAAGCUUACUUGAACAAGAUAUGUCCAAUAUCGAAAUAAUAUCACUUAUUUUGUACAUAUGUGUUUCAUAUAGUUUGUGAGUUGAAUAUGUAAUAAUAUGAUUUUUGAUCUUACCAUUCAUUUGACUUUAUUACUUCUAUGUAUAGUAUACAUAGAAGUAUGCACGAGAAAAUGUAUGUAUACAUUGUAUAUAUACAUUUUCUCGCGUAAAUGUGAACGAAAUAACAAAAGAAAUGGAAAUUAAAUAUCGACUUUUGUGGGAUGGACCCUUAUCUCAUGCAGAAGAAACUCAAUCUUGAAAAUAUUGGUUGGUUUUUUCGUAUUAGAAUUCUAGUAUAUAUAUAUAGCAUAUAUAUGUAGCAUUACAGAAAAGACAUGCGUAAAAUCUGUAGGUAUUCAGAACAAAAUUUUGUCCCUAAUAUCAAUGUUAUUACUUGAAAAAACUUGAUGAACUCGCCGGUUUUUACCGGUCUGGAAAUACUUUUAGACCGGCCGGUGACUGGCCGGA